UAGCCUCUCUAGUGUAUAUAAUACACCUCAUUGGUUUUAUUAGUACCGCACCUCCUACAGAUGGGAGUCUGGAGGAGGUGCUAAUCUCCAACUGUCUUUUUUUACUUCCUGCUCCUCCUUCCUUUGAACCAGUUAGCUUCAGCGUUAGCCUGGGAGUCAGCGCUCUGCAUGAAGUUGACUGAUGUUAGCUCGGGGUCCACGGUGACACCUGAGCCCCAGGAGGAGAGGGGAUGUCCCGUCACAUGUCCCCCGAAGACGAGGGGAUAAGACAGCCUCUUCUCACCGGAGAUCACCUGGAUCCAAGCGGACUGGACUCUGAAGGUGAAAUCAUUUUUGAUAGGACACCAUUGAAUAACGACAAUGAAACAGCAACAAAGAAAUUGUCUUAUGAAGAAGCAGUGGAACAAACAGGAAUGAUGCUGGGGGGCUACAUAUGGGGAUACCUCGCCGACCAGAGGGGGCGCCGCAGAGUCCUGGUUGUUUCAUUAACAGUAAAUGGGCUGUUUGGAGGUCUGUCCAGCUUGGCUUUGUGGUUCUGGCUAUUCCUGCUGCUGCGAUUCAUUAGUGGAGUUGGGGUAGGAGGGUCCAUUCCUGUCAUCUUCUCCUACUUCUCAGAGUUCAUGCCCCGUGUGAGGAGAGGAGCCAUGAUCAGUGGUCUAGCCACGUUCUGGAUGGCGGGAAACAUCUUGGCUGCAGGUCUAGCCUGGAUUGUGAUUCCCAGAACUCACAUCUCUCUGGGAUUCCUGGACUUCCAGAGCUGGAGGCUGUUUGUGGCAUUGUGCUCCGUUCCAAGCAUCACUUCAGCACUCGUCUUCAAAUUUUUCAUGCCAGAGAGCCCCAAGUUUCUCAUGGAGGUGGGUCAGGAAAAAGAGGCUGUCCGUGUUUUUAAACUGAUGUUUGACCUGAACAUGAAGGGAAAGAAAAAAAAGAGUCCGGAGUUCAGAUUGAAAAUAAGCUCCAAUCAGGGAGGGGACCUGGAGGAAAUCGGAGUUGCAGGUUCAGGAAGGGAACGCCUUCUGAGGACUUUAAAAAAGGGUCUGAUGCCCAUUAAGCAGAUCUUCACAGUUCCAUUCAAAGCCAGAAGUGUUGCUCUUCUCAUCAUCUUCUACUGCAUCUCCUUUGGCCGGUAGCCUGUUGGUGUCCAGCCUGAGCAUCUUCCUCAUCUAUGUGGUUCAGACCAAAGCACAGAGUCUGGUUCUCUCGUGUGUCUUCAGCGGAGUUUCUGUGAUCGCCUGGAAUGCCCUGGAUGUGGUGGGAACUGAGCUGUACCCGACCCAGUUUCGGUCCUCAGCUCUGGGUGUCUUCACUGGAGUGGGCCGAGUGGCAGCAGUAAUGGGAAAUGUAGUCUUUGGGAGGUUGGUGGACUCUAACUGCACUGUUCCCAUCCUGCUGGUGUCAGCCCUGCUGCUCAUAGGAGGCCUGGUGGCUCUGCUGCUCCCUCAGACCAGACAGACAGAGCUGACGUGAUUGCCCACAUUUCUCUCAGAGGCAGAAGUGAUCAGCAGAUGUCCUAAACCAGGGGUCUGCAACCUGUGGCUCUGGGGCCACAUGUGGCUCUUGGUCCCUCUGCAGUGGCUCUUUGAAAAUGUGACCAAACAUAACAGCAUUUUUUUUGUUGUUUUUAUACCCACAACAGAAAUCAAUUU
Molecule: messenger RNA, 1646 nt
Organism: Austrofundulus limnaeus
Lineage: Eukaryota; Metazoa; Chordata; Actinopteri; Cyprinodontiformes; Rivulidae
Gene: sv2
Product: synaptic vesicle glycoprotein 2
Biological process (GO): transmembrane transport
Cellular component (GO): membrane
Molecular function (GO): transmembrane transporter activity
Source: RefSeq, a predicted model, not a curated record